Hipposideros armiger (great roundleaf bat) is the source of this 2097-nucleotide messenger RNA. RefSeq names its product tribbles pseudokinase 3 (gene TRIB3). The transcript has 4 exons. Gene Ontology annotation, molecular function: ATP binding; mitogen-activated protein kinase kinase binding; protein kinase activity. Gene Ontology annotation, biological process: regulation of MAP kinase activity; protein phosphorylation; positive regulation of proteasomal ubiquitin-dependent protein catabolic process. Gene Ontology annotation, cellular component: nucleus. Lineage: Eukaryota; Metazoa; Chordata; Mammalia; Chiroptera; Hipposideridae. The record is from RefSeq and is a predicted model, not a curated record. The coding region runs from base 260 to 1336 and encodes 358 amino acids.
AGGCAGCGGCUGAUUAGCUCAGGUUUACAUCACCCGGGCCAAAACUGUAGCCUGGCGCCAGGCGUCCAAGAGUCACUCGCCGCGGAAGCCGCGGUGGCUCCGCACGCUUCGGGCUGGGGUGGGGGGCGGAGGGGGAAGUCGAAGCUAGAGCUCCACCGGAUCCCAAGCUUAGCCGCAGCGGAGCAGGCCCCAGUCCACCAGGGGUUCCCAGGCGACUCUGAACUUGGGCGUCCGCAAGACACCGCCCCACCAGGGCAAGAUGCGAGCCACCCCUCUGGCAGCUUCUACGGGUGCCUCUUCCAGGAAAAAGCAGUUGAAGUUGGACGAUGACCUAGACACCGAGUGUCCCACCCGGAAACGAGCUCCAAGUGAAUCCCAGCCCAGGCUUCCCCGCUGCCCACUGCCCCUGAGCCCACCCCCUGCUCCAGUCCGUGCCUCUGCUGUGACCGCUGCCUCCCGGCUUGGACCCUAUGUCCUCCUAGAGCCUGAGGAGGGCGGCCGGGCCUACCGGGCCCUGCACUGCCCCACAGGCACCGAGUAUACCUGCAAGGUGUACCCCGUCUCUGAGGCCCUGUCAGUGCUGGAGCCCUACUCGCAGCUGCCCCCGCACAGGCACGUGGCCCGGCCUGCGGACGUCCUGGAGGGCACGCACCACCUUUACACCUUUUUCCCUCGGCCCCAUGGGGACAUGCACAGCCUGGUGCGCCGACGUCACCGCCUCCCUGAGCCCGAGGCCACCACGCUAUUCCGCCAGAUGGCUGCCGCUGUAGCGCACUGUCACCAACACGGCCUAGUCCUGCGAGAUCUCAAGCUGCGUCGCUUCGUCUUCACCAACUGCGAGAGGACGAAGCUGGUGCUGGAGAACCUGGAGGAUGCCUAUGUGUUGACUGGGCCGGAUGACUCCCUGUGGGACAAGCAUGCGUGCCCUGCCUACGUGGGACCUGAGAUCCUUAGCUCACGGGCAUCCUACUCAGGCAAGGCAGCAGAUGUCUGGAGCCUGGGCGUGGCGCUCUUCACCAUGCUGGCCGGCCGCUACCCCUUCCAGGACUCAGAGCCUGCCCUGCUCUUUGGCAAGAUCCGCCGUGGAGCCUUCGCCCUGCCUCAGGGCCUCUCGGCUCCUGCCCGCUGCCUGGUCCGCUGCCUCCUUCGACGGGAGCCAGCUGAACGGCUCACAGCCUCGGGCAUCCUGCUGCACCCCUGGCUGCGGGAGAACCCAAUGCCCUCAGCCCCAUCCCGAUCCCACCUCUGGGAGGCUGACCAGGUGGUCCCUGAAGGGCAGGGUCUGGAGGAGGCUGAGGAAGAGGAAGGAGGAAGGGAAGUGGGUCUAUAUGGCUAGGGCUACCCUACCAGACUUUGCUGUAAACGGGAUUGAGUUUGGGGCGUCUCCAAGCUCUCUCCUGACUUUUUGAACCCAGACAAACCUUAAGUGCCUUCUAGGAGGCAAGUCCUUUGGAGCUGCCUGUGUGCCACACCCUGUUCUUGGUGCUGGGAAUACAGUCAUGAACAAAAGAGACAAAACUCCUGCUCACAGAGCUGGCAGUACUUUUCCACACCCCGUGUCUGUGCUGGGCAGGGUACACUUAGUGCAGGUGCUGCUGUCCAUUCGUGCUGGCGCCCCAGCACCUCUGUCAUGGGACAGUCCCUUUGACAAACAACCCAGCUGCCUUUGUAUCUUGCACCUUUCAGAGAAAAGGAAGCAUCCUGUGCCAAAGGCUCCAGGCCUCUCCCCUGUAACUUAAGACUCCAGAGCCCAGACCAUGCCUGGAAUUCUGCUCCUGCAGCAAUGUGCCCUUGGUCAGGCUUGAGCCAAGGAUUUGGGCUGGAAGAUCAAGAGAGCAAACUGUGAGGCAGGUCCUCACCUGACUCAAGGAGUCAUUUGGAAUGAGGGUCCAGGCCUGUCCACCUCAGCGGCCCUCGACCUGAGAACCAGAGUUGGGGGACAGGAUUAGGCAGGGUCUGCCCGCUGGCCUCCUGGAAAGUCCUAAGCCCAGUUCUGGGGACAUCUGGAGUCUAGGACCCCACAUAAUCACUAUAGGUUUUGGAUGCCAUGAGUAUAUAUUUUUUAACCUUGUGCCUAAUAAAGGAGUUAUGAAAUAC